AUGCAGAACGGAACGACGCUGAAAUCCAAAGCUAAGAAGCUCCGGGACAGUCUCAUGACAGCCAACAAGAAGUGGCGGGAAGAACAGGAGAAAAGCCGCGAGGCGAAGGCAAAGGAGCCUGAGAAAAAGAAGCUCCGACGAAUGCUGGAAAGUUCCGCCGACCAAAGCGUGGCCACCAUCAACGGAAUGUUGGACGUGCCCUACUGCCCUGACAAUGGAAGCGAUGUGGGAAUUAUUUCUACCGCCAUGGUCAAGACACUGCGCAAGCUGGACAAAACAGUUCAAACGACGCAGCUGCCCAAAGCGUGGGUUGGAAGCGCAGUGGGGAACCUACCCGUUAUAGCGAAAACAACGGUGGAACUGCGAGUCACUCUGAGCACGGCCGCCGGCUAA
Messenger RNA from Aphanomyces astaci, 393 nucleotides. RefSeq lists its product as hypothetical. NCBI's taxonomy places the organism in Eukaryota, Oomycota, Saprolegniomycetes, Saprolegniales, Verrucalvaceae. The coding region runs from base 1 to 393 and encodes 130 amino acids. The transcript has a single exon. The record is from RefSeq and is a predicted model, not a curated record.